AACAUGUUUUCAGUGCGGAUCGUCGCGGCGGAUUACUACAUGAGCAGCCCGAUCAGAGAGCUGGACGUCUGCUAUUCCGAGUUCAGAGAGAGCGAUGUCAAAAAAGUGCCCGUGGUGCGGAUCUUUGGGGCCACACCAGCAGGCCAGAAAACAUGCCUUCAUCUGCAUGGGAUUUUUCCAUAUAUCUAUGUGCCGUACGAUGGGUUUGGACAGGAAGCUGACCGCUACCUUCGACAGGUUGCCUACAGCAUCGAUCGAGCCCUGAAUAUCAGCAUGGGGAAUCCUUCGUCGAAUGUGCAGCACAUCUUUAAAGUGGUUUUGGUGACUGGCAUGCCUUUCUAUGGAUACCAUAUGAAAGAAAAAAGCUUCAUGAAAAUUUUCCUCUACAACCCACAGAUGGUCAAAAGGGUGAGUGAGCUCCUGCAGGUUGGAGCUGUAAUGAAUAAGAGUUUUCAGCCCCAUGAAGCUCAUAUUCCCUUCCUGCUGCAACUGUUUAUCGACUACAACCUCUACGGCAUGAACAUGAUCAGUCUUGCUGCUGUUAAAUUUAGAAAAAACAGGGCAACAGUUUCUGAAGAAGAACAGAUGCUCAAUAGAGGGGGAAGCACUAGUCCAUGGAAGAAUUCCUGUGCGUCCACAUUUAAUGAAAAUGGGCUUGGGGAUACUUUGUGUACUCGCUGGGAGGAGAACAACAUACCAAGUUCUCUGAUAUUAGAAGAGGUGGAGCGGGUGAGUGUGUGUGAGCUGGAAGUGGACGCUGUUGCUGCUGAUGUUCUCAACCGUCUAGACAUUGAGAAUCAGAUUGGCAGGAACCCUGGUCUCCAAGCCAUCUGGGACGAUGAGAAACAGCGGAGACGGCAGAGAAGCGAAAGCUCUCAUAUUGAUGUAUCUGAAUCACAAGAUAGAGACCUUGCAGAGGUUGCGGAGAGUGAAAGAAUCUUCAUGAAGAGAGUUAAAGACAUUCUGAGGGAAAAUGAAUUUGACAUGACUCAGACAGGGUCUGAAAUUGAUUCUUUACCUGAUCUUUCGCUCUAUUCUACUGUACUAAGUCCAGAUGCCUUGCCUUGCGUACAUGCUAGCCAAGUAGAUCUUCAUCAAGAUGCAGUAAAAGAUACAAAAAGAGACUGUAGAAAAGAUGAUGAAGUAGCAGUUGUUGAUGAAGAGGCCAUUUUGAGCAUGCUGGAAAAUAGUCAGUCUUUCCUCCAGCUCUCUCAGACAUCCAGCCAGUCAGCAAUAUUUGACGGCAGUCAAGAACAGGCCAUGGUUGAUCUUCUUGAAGCAUUGGCUAAUGAUGGAUUUGGAGAUAAGGGCUCAAAAGCAGUGAGUCAACAGCUAACCGGGAUUGCUAGUUGCAUCUAUAACAGUGAUGAUGAGGAAGCUGGGCCUGAACUGGAGAAAAAAGAAUCCGAACUCAGUAAAAUAAUGUCACAGAGAUGGGACAGUGACAUUCCAGAGACCUCGGCAAGACAAAGAUUAUUAAUGAAAGCAAACGAAAGCUCGAGUGAAGAGCAGGAAGCUUCAUCUGAUGAAGAAGGAAUAUGGAAGGGAAUUAACAGCUUUCAAACUGAUCUGUCCAUUCCCCAGCUGGAUGGAGCAGCAGAUGAGAGUAGUGAUUCAUCGUUAAAAGAAAAAGGAUCCCAGACACGUUCAUAUAUAAAAGGAACAGACAAGAUCCUUGCCAACAGAAAUGUUUUUCCAAAAGAAGCUGUUCGAAUCGAGCCAUCAUCCUCUGUUAAUAUUGUGAAUGAGUACAAAUGUUCCGCGCAAACACCAAAUCAAGAUUUGGCAGAUAAGCAUUUAAAAAGUGGAGAAACGAUUGAAUCUUCAAAUAUGUUAAGUAAUAAAGAGGUGCCAUAUAUUCCACCAGUUAAACACCCCAUCUCUUCUAAUACAAGAAUUACAAAUAAAGUUGAUUCUGAUCAUCCAGAUCUUGAGGAUUUAAUGUUUGGAAAUUCUAAGCUUGUCCAAAGCAUAAAAAAAUAUUCCAGCAUUAAACAUGUCGAGAAGAACAAUUUAACCAUCUUGGAGGAUCAGAGAAGCUCGUCUGCAUGUUAUUCUGGGCUGACAGAAAGCAUGACCAAGACUAAAAUUGUACUCAAUUCAACUGACUCCAGAAAUCCUGUAAAAGUUUUUGAACAGACACAGAGCCCAGUAGAAGAUAGCCCAGCUUUAGGACCUGAGGAAAAGGAGAAGGGACAAGAAGGGAAAGAGGAUGAUGUUGGGGAAUUGAAAAUACGAUAUGAAGACUACCAAGAGAAUAAAGCUGAUAGGCCCAUUGUGGCACAGCAGGAGGCACACUACAAAUUUUUCCCCAGCGUUAUUCUGUCUAAUUGCCUGGCAAGACCGAUCAAAAAACAGGCCGGGAGCAAAACUGGAGAUGUUUUCUGUACCUUAGACCAACCUGAGCAGCGAAAGUCAAGGUUAAAGUUGACCAAAAAAAAACCCACAUUGGAUCAAAAAAGGGGGCUUCCAGUAAAGACCCAUUCUCCUAUGAAAGAAGAACCUCCAGCCCUUCUUUCCAUCACUCCAGCCUCUCACAAUCAGAAAGAAGUGAACAAGGAGGUUGACUUGGAAACUUCAGGACCAUUAAUUGAGAGUUCGGGAAAGGGAGAUUUUGCAAAUAUUCCCACAAACAUCUCUUGCACCAAGGUGACAAGUUUGCCAGGCAGCAAAUAUACCUUGCGGACCAAAAGAAAACGGAUUUAUGAAAAAGGAGAUCAUCCAAGAUCUGAUUCUUCCAAACAAGCCUCGGUGCAUCACGAUGACCUUAAAGGCAGUGAUCAUGUCUUCAGUCAAAAAAAGAGGAAACUGACUAAAAAAGAGCCACCGGUUAUCAUCAAAUAUAUAAUCAUUAACAGAUUUAAAGGUCAGAAGAACAUGUUAGUAAAGAUUUCUAAAGUCAGUUCUGAUGAAACUCACACAGUUCUAACACCGGAAAAGCUUGCUGGAUAUGAACAGCUUGCUCCUCUCAAAAAAUUCUGGCCCGAAAUUCCAGAGUCUACAGCAGAGAAGUACCCGUCGCUUGAGCCAAAAGUAAAGAAAUGUGCCAAACGGAAAGCUAAGAUCAACCCAGUGUUAAAAAGGAUGACCACCUUCCCAAAAUCCAAGUGUCCACGAGUUAGCCAGACUAGAGGGCAAAGACGUGCUAAAGCAAUGUUGCCUGUGCAAACAUUACCCCCUCCAUGGCCUUCUUAUAAUGAUUUUACAGAUGACACCUGUACAGAGUAUUGUGAUGUCAUGAUGAAGUUGGGUUACUUGUCAGAAAGAGCCCCCAGUCCUAUUGACUCAACCCCUCCUAGAUGUUGGUCUCCUACAGAGCAAUUGCAUGGAUCAAAUUCAAAUGAUCAUUUUAUAAACCCCUAUAAUGAUCCAUGUCUAGGUUCUUCCUGUGAAGCCCCAUCUCCAAAACCAUGCCAAAGUGGUCUUUUGAAUAGAAGCAGAAUGCAGAGACCUAAAAAGACUUCUGGUACCAGCCAAAAAAGAAAAUCUAAUAGCUUAACAACAUCAAUAAACAAGGAUUGUCUGAAAACUGAGGAUUCACAAUGGAAAAGUAUUCCAGCAGCUUCAAGGAAGCAUAAGAAAUAUUGUGAUGGUAUUGAAAGGCCAAUGUUCGUAGAUGUUACAUCUACUUCUCAAAAAGGAUGGAUGCGCAAUGAGAAGCAAUUACUUAAAAAAAAGCAGGAUCAUGGCAAAGGAAGCAAUAAUUCACAGGCCCCGAAUUCACCUGACACUUUAACUGUUACUCCAUUAUCUGAUUAUCUAACUCCUUUCCAGUGUCCAGGUUUUCUAAAAAGCAUUCCGGAGGACCUUGCUCUCGGUAGUUCAGACUCACAAACUGAGGUCCAUAGUUUCUUUGAUGCUAUUGCUUCAAAUAACUCCCAGAAAGACUUACGAAUUACUCCCAAUUCCACUAUUGAAAAGUCUUUCAAUAUUCUUUCCCAAACCACAAAGACUGUAGGACAUCCAUGUUCUGUCAUAACAUAUGGCAGUUCUAAUUCAAAAUCAAAAAAUACGAGUCAAGAUGGGACUAAAACAAAAAACCAUGAAUUCAUAUCAGUGGUCUCUGGCCAUGAAGAAAGAUCUGGUACUGUACAGCAAUCACAGUUACCCAUAACAUCAAGAAAACCACAAGCAAGAAAGAAAGAUACUGUAACGGCUUUAUUGAAGCCUGUUGAUUCUAUAUCUUCUCCUACUUCCUCUACUAAGAGUGCAGCUGUAUAUGAAUCAUACACAGGUCUCACAUUGUCCUCCGAUUUUAAGACUAGGGAAAUGUGUGUUUUGAAGGAACUUCUCCAGAAGAGGCAACUCAAGGAAGGACAGGAAGCACAUAAAAGUGAUGAUUUGGCUGAGGCUGUUUCUUCCACCAGUCAAAAUACUGAUGUUGCCAAAAAGGCAAAAUCUAAGAGAACUCCGUCAUCAACAUCAAGAAAACCAAGGGGUGCAAGAACAAAAGUGCAAAACGAGUUGAAGUUGAAAACCAGAUGUAAGAAAAAUAAACAGGAUGACCAGAGAAAUGAUUGUCUUUCCUCAGAUGGCAGUCCUGUGUUUUUUUCUGAUCCUGGGUUUGACAGCUGUUGCUCUGUUGAGGAUAGCUUGUCCCCAGAACUUCCAGACAAUUACAGAUUUGAUAUCAAUGUCAUUGGCCAAACAGAGUUCUCCAGUCUUUAUUCUGGUAACCAGUUUGUGUUAACUGACAAGAUCUUGCCUCAGAAGUUCCUCAGUGAUGUCAGUCAAGAGGCAGCGAAUGCGCUGGUUGGGUUGGGGAACAGGACACAAAAGAUGUUUGAUGUUGAUGAUAACUGCAAUCGUGAAAAGGAUCGGAAUAAAUCUGGUGCUCUUAGUCCAGAAUUGUUUGAUAAGGUGUCUUGUGAAAAUGGCAGAGUUUUUCCCAAUAAGGUAUCUCUGUCUCUGCUAGAUUCAGAAAAGAUCUUUAGCACAAAUUGGGCUGGCUCUUUAGGUAAAAUUCAUGGCCUCAGCCACUUUCAGGACUUUCACUGUGAAAAGAGAGAUGUGCUGCUUGACCCAGAGCCCAAAUCCCCGAUUAUGUCUGCUUCUUUUGCUUAUGGUGUUUCCCCAAAUAGUGAUCUCCUAGAUUGCAGUUCACUAACACCAAGCAGUUCACCACGCUCCAUCAACUCUCUGUCUCAGCUGAAGAGUUCAAGGACUGGUGGAACUCGCAUUCUCAAACCUCUGAUGUCUCCACCUGCUCGAGAAGAGAUAUUGGCUAAUUUGAUGGAUCUGGACUUUUCAGAAGCUACAAAACAGGAACCCUUCUACAGUGACCCAUCAGAUGUACCCUUGAAGCCAAGGGAGGUCGGUGGUCGAAAGUUGAUUUUGGAAACCAGGCAGGCAAACAAACUAGUUGAAUUCCAUGGGGACUUAUCUCAAGAUGGUUUACAGUUUUGGAAAGUAGCAUUUUCUGCAAUGACAAAUCAAGCCUCUGCUCCAACCCAAGGGUGUAAAUCCUCCAAACUGAUCAAGAACCCAAACCCAUCUUCUAUCAGUGAUCCAAAAGUUAUCAUCCUUCCCUGCAAGUGUGCCCCAAGCCGAGAGCAGGUGCAGCUCUGGGUGCAGGCCAAAAAACAGUACGAGUGCCUUCAGAGAGGUAGGAUAAAAACUGGUGGCCAUGAGAUUUCAGAGCUGAAGCAGAGUACAUGUGACAGGAGCACAACUCAGAAGACCUCGAAUUCGCUUUUCUCAGAGAAUCAUGAAAAAAAGCCUGAGAAAAAUUCAGAAUCGCAACACAUCAGUAGAAAUGACUUCUGUUCACCCCUCCAUUUUUCACCAGUGAAGGCAGCUUCAUCUGACAGUAGCCCUAGGAGUGUGAAAUGUGUUCAGGACAUUGACAAUGCAAAAGAUUGCCGGAUUACUUCUCUUCCAAACUCACCUGAGAUUUCUACAUGGCAAGACAGCCCAGAUGAGGUUGAGGAAGAUGAGGACAAGGAGAAUCUGACUGAGGGAUUGCAACCCCUCUGUGUGGUUCAAAAUUUGAAUGAGACAUCACUGGAAAAUGCGGAGUCAAAAGAUCACUUGAGUCCGUCAAUUUUUGGCAUUAAAGGCCUAGUUUCAGAUGUCAGAUACUCGCACCUACUCCAUAGUACACCUGUUCAAAGGAGAAACAGCACUGACGAUGAAGCCUCUAGCUGCAGUCCAGUGCGACAUGAAGACAUUGAGCGCAGAUCUCAGCGGCUUCAUCAGAAGAGUAACAAAAACAAAACUGCUUUACGGAGAGUUUUGCUUAGCACACAAGUGAAGAAUCAGCUUACCACCAUGAAUGUUCCAAAGAAAGAAAACUCACAGAUUGAGGGACCAUCAUUCUGUAAUUCCUAUGGCUUUAAAGUCAGCAUGCAGAACUUGCAGGAGGCCAAAGCGUUGCAUGAGGUACAACACCUCACACUGAUGAGUAUGGAACUCCAUGCAAGAACACGUCGCAACCUUGAACCUGACCCUGAGUUUGACCCAAUUUGUGCUUUAUUUUACUGUCUGAGUUCUGAUGUCCUUCUCCACGAUUCUGGCACUACUCGGAUAGAGGGUGCCAUUGUCAUUGAUAAAGAGAGUUGUUCUUCAGCUCAAGCUUCCAGAAGUUCGACACCCUUUCUUUUUAGGUGUGGUGUGACAGGACUGCCGGUGUCCUAUACCUGUGAUGAGAAGGAGCUGUUUGAAGAGGUCUCUAACAUAAUUAGAAAGUAUGACCCAGACAUUCUUGUUGGCUAUGAGGUCCAGAUGCAUUCUUGGGGCUAUUUACUACAGCGCGCUUCAACGCUUGGUGUGAACUUGUGCCAACAACUAUCCCGUGUGCCAGGAGAUUCACAACAGAACCAUUUCAUACCAGAGAAAGAUGAAUAUGGAGCAGACACUAUGACGGAAAUCCAUAUUACUGGGCGCAUUGUUCUCAACAUCUGGAGAAUAAUGAAGACUGAGGCUGCUUUGAAUAACUACACUUUUGAGAAUGUGGCUUUCCACCUCUUACAUCAGCGCUAUCCUCUUUACAGUCAUCGCACACUUUCUGAUUGGUUUGACACACAUCUGCACAGGUGGAAAGUGAUGGAUCAUUACGUGAGUCGUGUGUGUGGCACAGUUCAAUUACUCCAGCAGCAGGAUAUAAUUGGCAGGACAAGUGAGCUGGCACGCGUAUUUGGAAUCCAGUUCUACCAUGUGCUAACCAGGGGCUCACAGUACCGUGUGGAAUCAAUGAUGUUAAGGAUUGCAAAGCCAAUGAAUUACAUCCCAGUGACCCCAAGUACUCAACAGCGUGCCCAGCAAAGAGCUGCACAGUGCAUUCCACUUGUCAUGGAGCCAGAGUCGCGUUUCUAUAGCAACUCAGUCAUUGUGUUGGAUUUCCAGUCGCUUUAUCCAUCCAUCGUCAUUGCCUACAAUUACUGUUUCUCCACAUGCCUUGGCCACAUCGAGAAUCUUGGAACAUACGAUGAGUUCAAGUUUGGUUGUGCAUCUCUCAGAGUCCCUCCUGACCUUCUGUAUCAGCUCAGAAAUGACAUCACUAUUUCUCCCAACGGUGUCGCAUUUGUUAAGUCCUCAGUGCGCCGAGGUGUUCUUCCUAGAAUGCUGGAGGAGAUUUUGAAGACAAGGAUUAUGGUGAAGCAGUCCAUGAAGGCGUACAGGAAUGACAAAGCUCUUUUACGGCUGCUAGAUGCCAGGCAGCUUGGACUCAAGCUUAUUGCUAAUGUCACUUUUGGUUAUACUUCUGCCAACUUCUCAGGACGGAUGCCCUGUGUUGAGGUGGGUGACAGCAUUGUGCACAAAGCUCGAGAGACAUUGGAGAGAGCCAUAAAGAUGGUGAAUGACACAAAGAAGUGGGGGGCACAUGUUGUCUAUGGAGAUACAGACAGUAUGUUUGUGUUGUUGAAAGGAGCAACCAAGGAACAGGCAUUUAAGAUUGGUAAUGAAAUUGCAGAGGCGGUCACUGCCACCAACCCUAAACCCAUCAAACUGAAGUUUGAAAAGGUUUACCUUCCAUGCAUUUUACAGACUAAGAAGCGUUAUGUUGGAUACAUGUAUGAAAGUGUGGAUCAGGAAAACCCAGUCUUUGACGCUAAAGGCAUUGAAACUGUACGUCGUGAUGGCUGCCCUGCUGUUGCGAAGAUUAUGGAGCGAUCUCUGAAGCUACUUUUUGAGUCACGUGACGUUAGCCAGGUGAAGCAGUAUGUGCAGCGUCAGUGCGUGAAGGUGCUAGAGGGCAAAGCCAGUAUGCAGGAUCUCACCUUUGCCAAAGAGUACAGAGGCAGUGGAUCAUACAGACCAGGGUCUUGUGUCCCUGCCCUGGAACUCACAAGGCGUAUGAUGGCGUUUGAUCGACGUUUAGAGCCACGUGUGGGUGAACGUGUGCCAUAUGUUAUUGUGUAUGGGAUUCCAGGAGUACCACUUAUACAGCUAGUUCGUCGUCCUUCUGAGGUACUACAGGACUCCAGUCUUCGCCUCAAUGCCACCUAUUACAUCACCAAGCAGAUCUUGCCACCACUCGCACGAAUUUUCAACCUGAUUGGAGUCGAUGUGUUCAGCUGGUACCACGAGUUGCCGAGGGUACAGAGGGGUUGGAGCUUUACAGGCAGUGGAAGGGGAGAAGAAGGCACAAAAAAGGGCACCAUCUCUCAGUACUUUACAACACUGCAUUGUCCGGUUUGUGAUGAGCUGACGCAACUGGGAGUGUGUGUGCGUUGCCGGGCUGAACCACAGUGUGUUGCCGUCCACCUACACCAAGACUUGCGGCUUUGGGAAAGUCAGCAAGACCAGCUUUUAAAGAUAUGUAGAAGCUGCAGUGGCAGUGCAGAGCGUCAAGUGCCAUGUGUCUCAUUGGACUGCCCUGUACUCUACAAACUGUCUCGUGUUAAUAGGCAUUUAUCCCGAGGCCCAUACCUUCGGCAGCUGGUUGAACAGUUCUUGUAGUUCAGCGAACUACACCCCCCUUGCAUUUUAUCGUGGUGCUUAACAUUGUGUGCCGUUCAUCUGAGGAAGCUGAACUGAUUCUAAUGCACUGUUUAAUUUCCUGUGUAGUUGUCUUUUGAGUGUUUGUUGACAUUUCUGCUAAUUGACAAGUCAAAGGGCAUCAUCUUCUGUAAAAUGCUUGUGCUGCAGCACUUUCUAAAUCAAGGGUAUUCAGUUCUAGCUGCAAUUCUUUAGCAGCAAUGUUUGACUCCAGUGAUGCUUCCUCUGUAUUAGAGAAGUCUUGUAAAUAGGCCUUGCAUAUAAUGAUCUAAAUUUGAGGGGGGGACGAGGGUUUUGUUUCCUGGCUCUGCUUCAGGAUUUCACAGAUUUGCUGGGAGGUGUCAUGUUUGUCCAUUUUGCAUAGGGGGAAAAGUCCGAGCACGAGCUAAUCAGUGCAAGAUUUAGCUUAGACUUUUAAAAUACGCUUGAUAAUUUAUUGCAAGAGUAUAUAUUAUCUGUGUUUACGAUUGUGAUCCUAAAAUACCUUUCUGAUGCCUUCUAAAACUCUGGAUUUUUUUACAGAGCUGCAGAACCAGUGUUUGUAAAAUUACAACAAAAAAAAAACUAAGGUGCUUUGUUUUUAAAGAACAUUGUGAUGUAAAGUUGUAUCAAAUAAAACUCAUUGCUUAUAACAAA
Molecule: messenger RNA, 9576 nt
Organism: Danio aesculapii
Lineage: Eukaryota; Metazoa; Chordata; Actinopteri; Cypriniformes; Danionidae
Gene: rev3l
Product: REV3 like, DNA directed polymerase zeta catalytic subunit
Exons: 32
Coding region: 4-8901 (2965 amino acids)
Biological process (GO): error-prone translesion synthesis; double-strand break repair via homologous recombination
Cellular component (GO): nucleus; zeta DNA polymerase complex
Molecular function (GO): DNA binding; DNA-directed DNA polymerase activity; nucleotide binding
Source: RefSeq, a predicted model, not a curated record